Nelumbo nucifera (sacred lotus) is the source of this 1394-nucleotide messenger RNA. RefSeq names its product chitinase-like protein 1. Gene Ontology annotation, biological process: cell wall macromolecule catabolic process; chitin catabolic process; carbohydrate metabolic process. The record is from RefSeq and is a predicted model, not a curated record. Lineage: Eukaryota; Viridiplantae; Streptophyta; Magnoliopsida; Proteales; Nelumbonaceae. Gene Ontology annotation, molecular function: chitinase activity.
GUUCAGCUCCACCUCAACUCUAACUCGUAAAGCUUCAGCAUUCUUUCAAUCUUCUCUUCUUUUUCUUCUUCUUGGGGCUCGCUACUGUUAAGAUUCUCGUCAAUGGGGAGCCAACAGCAAGCCACCGUAACAGCAACUAUGGCAGCGGUGGUGGUGCUGAUGGUAUUGUGCGGGAGUGUCAACGGAGAGUCGCCGUCGCCGUCUCCGGCCAAGGGGAAGAAUAAGGUGUGCACUAAGGGGUGGGAGUGCAAGAACUCCGUCUACUGCUGCAACCAAACCAUAUCGGAUUUCUUCCAGACCUACCAGUUCGAGGAUCUCUUCGCAAAGAGAAACUCUCCCGUCGCGCACGCCGUCGGCUUCUGGGACUACCAUUCCUUUAUCACCGCCUCCGCCCUCUACCAACCCCACGGCUUCGGCACCACCGGCGGCAAGCUCAUGCAGAUGAAGGAGGUGGCUGCUUUCCUUGGCCAUGUUGGCAGCAAAACGUCAUGUGGUUAUGGAGUGGCUACAGGCGGGCCAUUGGCCUGGGGUCUGUGCUACAACCAUGAAAUGAGCCCAAGCCAGUCUUACUGUGAUUCCACAGAUUAUGUGUACCCAUGCACCCCUGGUGUUGAGUACUACGGCCGGGGGGCCUUGCCCAUCUACUGGAACUACAACUAUGGCACCAUUGGUGAAGCCUUGAAGGUGGACUUGCUGAGCCAUCCUGAGUACAUUGAGAACAAUGCCACCCUUGCCUUCCAAGCUGCCAUAUGGAGGUGGAUGACCCCAAUGAAGAAGAAGCAACCCUCCGCCCACGACGUCUUCGUCGGCAACUGGAAGCCCACCAAGAAUGACACCUUGGCCAAGAGGGUCCCUGGUUUUGGGUCUACCAUAAACGUGCUCUAUGGAGAUCUGGUUUGUGGGCAGGGGGAUGAGGACUCCAUGAACAACAUCAUCUCACACUACUUGUAUUACCUUGACCUGAUGGGUGUUGGCCGAGAGCAGGCAGGACCCCAUGAAGUACUCAGCUGUGCAGAACAAGAAGCUUUCAACCCAUCUUCUUCUCCUGCUUCAGCUUCAUAAGUCACCAGCUCAUGAUCAUCAAUGGAUUACUAGCUACUAUUUGUAUUUUGUAUUAUAUACACAACCCCAUCUGUUUGUCCAAACUCCAGACUGAUCAGGUGAGCCUCUCACUGAGGGUCUCCAUCAAUAAAGGCCAAGGGUUUAUAAAUGUGGCUAUUUUGGGAUUGGUUGCUAGACAGAAACUUGUUUGUAGUUUAUCAUGUUUUAUUGCUGCUCAACUGUGAAGACUGUUGAAUGUUCAUGGUUUGAAAGAAAGAAGGAAAAGUAUGUAAAACAAGUUAUAUCACCUAUCAAGAAGGAAUUGAAGUAUAUAUCUCUGUUUAUGCACUAUA